AUGGCAACUGUAUACCUACAUGAUAAGGAGAAACAAGAGCCUUUCCUUGACAAGCAGAGCAUUAUCGACAAUCCAGAGGGUUCGAAUAAGGAAAGGGGACUGGCAUCUGACCAACACAAUAUUAAUAUUAUCGAGAUUCCAAAGGACUUGGAACCUCACCCGCCGCAAGAGACGUGUUGGAUCCAUAGGGUUCCGAAGAAGCUCAGAAAUAUAAACAAAGAAGCUUACACUCCCCAGCUAGUUUCCAUUGGCCCCCUUCACUAUGGAAAUCCAAAGCUGAAGGCAAUGCAGCUUCAUAAGAUCAAAUAUGAGGAAGAAUUCUCGGAACGCGACUUCUGUAAACAUAUUCGGAAAGAGGAAUGGAUGAAAUUCAUGGAAAAAAAAAAAGAAAAGAGGAAAGGGAAAAAACAGAAGAGGAAAAACCACACUCCAGUUAAUGUGCCUACGUAUCUACCAAAACUAAAUGAGAAAUGUGUAAGGGAUGAUUUCAUUCUCAAAAUUGCUGCUGAAUUAUUCCUUGAAUAUUACAAAUUUGGAAGACCUCUCGCCAGCGGUGCCGCCGCCACGACCUCCGAGGCCGCUGCCGCCGCCUCUGAAUCAACAUUCCUGGGUAUAUUCCACCCCGAGAAAAAAAUUAAAUGUGACGAAUUCAAGCAGAUUUCGAUCAAACAUUUCACUGAUUUGGUUAGAUACUUUAUGCUUCCGGUCGACUGGAAGAAGAACAAACCUUUUCGUGACAGUGGUGUCCACUGUCUCUAUUCUGCAACGCAGCUGGAUAGAGCGAGGGUGAAGUUUCGGCGUGGAGAUGAAGAAGCUAGACUAGCUGACAUAAAGAAGAAGGGUGGCCUCUGUUGGUUAAAUGGGUGCUGUUUGAAUUUGCAAGUCCCUGAAUUGAGUGUAAAAGACAACAUCGAAUGCAUUAUGACAAACGUCAUGGCGUUGGACCAGUUUGUUUAUCCACGUGAGCCUCUUAUCUGCAAUUAUGUUUUUCUGCUGGAUCAACUCAUCAGCACUGAAGAAGAUGUCCAAUUUCUAAUUGACAAGAAAAUUGUUAGCAACUAG
Molecule: messenger RNA, 1062 nt
Organism: Ziziphus jujuba (common jujube)
Lineage: Eukaryota; Viridiplantae; Streptophyta; Magnoliopsida; Rosales; Rhamnaceae
Exons: 3
Coding region: 1-1062 (353 amino acids)
Source: RefSeq, a predicted model, not a curated record